Messenger RNA from Sebastes umbrosus (honeycomb rockfish), 4289 nucleotides. RefSeq names its product cohesin subunit SA-2. Bases 313 to 3861 code for a protein of 1182 amino acids. The transcript has 33 exons. Gene Ontology annotation, cellular component: chromatin; nucleus; cohesin complex. The record is from RefSeq and is a predicted model, not a curated record. Gene Ontology annotation, biological process: sister chromatid cohesion. Gene Ontology annotation, molecular function: chromatin binding. Lineage: Eukaryota; Metazoa; Chordata; Actinopteri; Perciformes; Sebastidae.
GGAGGGACUAAACCGUGAGUGACGCUCUGGAUUAACCAAUCACAUGCGUUCGAUUUGGUUCGCCAGCCAAUCAGAGUGCGGCUAGGCUGUCCGGCAGACUUGACUGUGAGGUGAGAGCUGUGAGGGGAAAAAGAAGGAGGAUAUAUUCUUGGUGGGAAAUGUUUGAAUGUACCAAUAUGACAGCUUUUCGGAUUUAAAAUAACACAUCAAUGAACGUCGAGGAAGGAUGAAAGAACGUGAAGAGGGGCGACUUCAGGAAGCUAUGCAGAGACGCACACCUGAGCCCUGCAUGUGUAAAGAUCUGAGGAGGAGAUGAUACCAGAUCCCACAGCUACAGCUGCAUCCAGGUCCUCAGAGCAGAAUAAGAAUUCUCGUGAUGAGGCGAACUCCUCCGGGGCUGUCAACCAUUCAGAGGAUGAGUCGGGGAAUGAGAACAGACAGAAGAGUGUGAGACGAAGAAAAAGACCACACAAGGGCUCAGAGAAUGUCAAGCGCAAAAGUGCCAGAGCCGGUCGCAGCGGCGUUGGCGCAGCAGGAGGCAGCCGCGGCAAACAGAGACAAGUGGAGGCCGUCACCCUGUUCGAGGUGGUCACCAUGGGCAGGAGUGCUAUGCAGGCGGUGAUUGAUGAUUGGAUCGAGGCCUAUGUGACGGACAGAGACUCUUCUCUCCUCGAUCUCAUCAGUUUCUUCAUCCAAUGCUCUGGGUGCAAAGGUGUGGUCACAGCUGAGAUGUGUCAGAGCAAAGAGGACAGUGAAGUCAUGAGUAAGAUGGUGGAGGAGCUGGAUGAGGUCGCUGGUCUGCAGUAUAAGAAGUUUCUGGCCUUUCCGUGGAUCCUCACAGUCACGUGGCCCAUGGACACAGACAGCGUGGAGUAUCCUCUGAUACAAUCUGGACCGUACGGCCGCUGGUUCCACUCUGAGUUCUGCGACUUUGUGUCGGUGCUGGUGGCUCAGUGUCAGCACAGCGUCAUAUUUGACAGUUACCUGAUGAACACCCUCAUUUCGCUGCUCACCGAGCUCUCGGACUCUUACGUACGGGCUUUCAGACACACCUGCACGCUAGCAGCGGUGAAGCUGCUGAGCUCUCUGGUGGGCGUGGCUCUGAGCCUGAGCGUCGGCAUCGAAAACAGUCAGAAACUGUACGAGGUGCAGAAGACAAAGACGAUGAGACAGAAAAGCACCCUGCAGCAGGAGAGAAUGCAGAAGAAGAUCACAGAGCUGCAGGAGAAGAGGGCGGAGAUAGAAAGCAUGAUGGAUGUCAUCUUCAAAGGAAUUUUUCUGAAACGAUAUCGUGAUGUGCUUCCAGAAAUCCGCUCUAUCUGUAUGGAGGAGUUGGGUUUGUGGAUGAAGCUCUACAGUUCUGCAUUUCUCAAUGACAGCUACCUCAAAUACAUGGGCUGGAUGAUGCACGACAAGAUACCAGAUGUGCGUCUCAAGUGUGUGUUAGGUCUACAGGGUUUGUAUGGCGAUCCUCCACUCCUCCCCAAACUGGACCUGUUCACCAGCCGCUUCAAGGACCGGAUGAUCUCCAUGACCCUGGAUAAGGACAAUGAAGUGGCAGUGCAGACCAUGAAACUACUGCUUCUCAUCUCCCAAAUGUCUGACGAUGUGCUCUGUCCAGAGGACUACAAGCAGCUGCUCCAGUUUGUUUACUCUUCACAGCGCCCUCUUGCGGCCACCGCAGGGGAGCUGCUCUUCUCACGGCUUCUCAAAACUGUAGCCCCUGCAUCUGAUACUCAGGAUGAAAUAAAUGAGGAGGAGACACAUAAACAGCAAACAUCUGCCAGACUGAAGGCUCUACUGCAGUUCUUCCAGGAGUCUGAGCUGCACACGCAUGUGGUGUAUCUUGUGGACAGUCUGUGGGACUGUGGGGGAGCCCUGCUGAAGGACUGGCCCACACUCACAUCUAUACUGCUGCAGGACCCGUCCUCACACGGCCCAGGUCUGACUCAGGCAGAAGAAGCGGUGCUCGUAGAGAUCCUGGUAGCUUCGGUGCGUCAGGCCUCAGAGGGACCCUCGCUGGCAGGAAGGAGUGGAGCCAAGAAGGUGAUGAAUGCCAGGGAAAAGAAAAUUCAGACGGAUGACUGUACUAAGCUCACUGAUCAUCUCCUCGUGGUGCUUCCUAAAUUACUGUCCAAGUUUUCAGGUAGUUCUGACAUUGUUGCCUCCCUGAUAAAGAUUCCUCAGCACUUCCUCCCUGAAUGUCCCGAGGCUGACAACACACAGGCGGUAUCCGGCCUGAUGGCAGAGAUGGGAGCUGUUUUGGACCGCCACUCGAGCCCCACUGUUCUGGAGGCUGCAGCCCGCACGUACCUCAGUCUGUGUGGGGAGGAGACGGCCUGGAGCUCCGUAGCCCGGGCCGCCAGAGACUCUCUGGUCCAGCACUGGGUGGACCACCUGACAGCACUGCUUGAAGACUCGCUCACGGGUGAGAGUCAGAGUUUCUCUGCUGACGAGGAGAAGACUGGAGAAAUUCUAGCCACACUGAAGAAACUCCGAGCUUUCCACAACUGUCACGACCUCCUCGGGUGGAACCUGUUUGAGCUGUUGUCUCCCCUCCUGUCAGCGGAGAGCAGCGAGGGAGGAGCACCGCCUGAGGUGCUGCUGGAGGUGCUGCAGUGUCUGUGUUUCUGCAUGCUGUGGUCUCUCAACACCAGUACUGACACUUUAACCUCUAGAGAGAAAGCUGUGGCCCAGAGACUCCAGCUGCGUCUCUUCUGUGAGAGGGGGAAUCGCUGUCUCUCCCACUCCGACCACAGUGUGCAGCAGCAGGCUUUUGUGGGCGUCUGUGACGUUCUGACAGCUCAUUCCUACCAGCUACAGGUGUGGGAUCCCUCCUGCUUUGGUCCACUGCUGUACACACCCAGUCCCAAACUGCAGAGGGCGCUGUGCACCUUCGUGUGCAUGCACAUCUUUGUCGGACCAGACUGUGACGGCCAGAGCGGUGUCAGCGAGAGCUCUGAAGUGGAGAGGCUGGAGGACCUUCACAAGCGAAGAAACCUGCUGGCGGCCUUCUGCAAACUGAUAGUACACGGGGUGCUGGAGAUGAGCAUGGCGGCUGAGGUCUUCAUGUACUACAUGAAGUACCAUAACGACUUUGGAGACAUCAUCAAGGAGACGAUGUACAGGACCAGACAGAUAGAUAAGAUAGAGAGUGCUCGUACACUGGUGCUCUGUUUGCAGCAGCUGUUUGUCCGUCUGAAGCGAGAGCAGGAGAGCGGCGGUAGGACUCACCCAGGAGUCCAAACCUUUACCAGUAUCAAAGAGCUCGCCAGGAGGUUCGCCCUCACCUUCGGGGACCUCGUCAAGUUUCGCGAGUGUGUCGUCAUGAUCCACAGGAACGGCAUAGAGUUUGUGUUCCAAGAGUUUAGUCAAACCCCAGACACACCUACGCCACCGUACCUCUCCUAUCUGACCAUCCUCAGCGAGUUCUCCAGCAAACUCCUCAAACCCGACAAGAAAACGGUGUUCUCCUACCUGCAGAAGCACACGGCAGAGCACAUUAUUGACCUCAGGGAGGAGUGCUGGCAGCCACUUAUCUACUAUCGCGCUUCCCUAUUGGCUGUGGCUGAAGGGGAAGAUGCUGUGUCUUACGUUAGCUCUGACAGGAAGCCGCCCAAUCGCUCUUCGCCCUUCUCCAAACAAAAACUAGAAGGAAGCAAGUCCCCCUGCCCGUUCAGCCCCGUCGACUCUAAACUUAGUAAAGUUCACAGGUCAAGCUUCAGUCCAAGCCAUCAGGAAAAGACGACCGACAUGGAUCCCUUUUCUGUCCCCGUUGAACCUCCUGCAAAGAGAUUGGACACGGAGGGAUCUGUCCUCAGCACCGGCAACGAGGCGGAUGAUGUGGAAGUUGAACUGUAACGAUUUGGAGGCCGGAGGAGAAUCAGUGCUUCUGUCCAGACGACGAGACCAGUCACACUGGACACCACAAACUUUGAGUGAGACGCUUUCCCUUUUUUUUGCGUCUUCUCUGUUCUGAUGCGCAGACAUCCCACCGUCCAUUUUUUUCUACAAUACUGUUUAUACAGGUUUGUAUAAAAUGCAGUACAUUCUGUUUUGUAUGAGGACAUAGUUUUAAAGGAUAAGUUUGCAAUAUUCUGUAUUUUUCUUAUUGUCAACAAAUCCCAUGAAAAGACCAAAACCAGCAAGAAUGUAUCCUAUUAAUUACGUGUGCAGCCAAAGCCUGUAGAGCUGCAAGUAUUCAAUUAAUUGAUUAGUUGUCAAAUAUUAAAUUAAUCUGCAACUAUUUUAAUAAUUGAUUAAUAAUCUUAAUUAUCGAGUAAUUUUUU